Molecule: messenger RNA, 2879 nt
Organism: Theileria parva strain Muguga
Lineage: Eukaryota; Apicomplexa; Aconoidasida; Piroplasmida; Theileriidae
Gene: Dis3
Product: RNB domain protein
Exons: 12
Coding region: 45-2879 (944 amino acids)
Biological process (GO): rRNA catabolic process
Cellular component (GO): cytoplasmic exosome (RNase complex); nuclear exosome (RNase complex)
Molecular function (GO): RNA binding; 3'-5'-RNA exonuclease activity; endonuclease activity
Source: RefSeq, a predicted model, not a curated record
UAUUAGAUCUAAGAUAGUUUUAAAAUGUGUGUUAAAACUUAAAUAUGUUGGAUUCUAUGAGUUUGGAGAGUAAUUUCCACGGCUUGAGAAGUUUCUGGAAGGUUUCCGGGAAAUCUAAUUUGAAGCGCAUAACUCGUGAAAUUUACUUCAGAACUGAUCUUGGCUGUGGAGUUGGCUCUUGUAAUAUUUGUCCUAAUUCACUCUCACAAAGAAAAUUAAACUCCGAAUCACCCAUAAUAAUACUUACAUUUGAGAUAAUAAGUAAUAAUUUUCUGGUUUUGGAAGAAUUUUUGAAAAACUGUGUGAUUCCAGUGACUGUCCUUAAUGAGAUAAGGCGUAGAUCCCUAACACAGUACAACAGGCUUAAGAAAUUAGUGAAGAAUUCUGACCGAACUUUUUACGUCUUCUCAAAUGAGAACUUCAGGGACACGUUCGUGGAAGAAUUACCUGGUGAAAGUGUCAGUGAAAGGGACCAAAGAGCCAUUUUACAGUGUGCUUAUUGGUAUUCCAAUCAUUUACCAAAUUUACAAAUUCUAUUCCUAACGAACGGAGAAGAUGUUGUGAUGGAUCGUCCUGAGAAUUUGAGUAUAAUUAACCUAUAUCAGCUUUACGACAUGUUUCCUAAUGAUUAUGAAGGUAUUUUGGAACGUUUGCCACCCAAGCCACUCCAAACUACUUCUAAUGCUGAGAAAGGGGUUUACCCUCCUCACCUAACUGAGUCUGAGGUGAGGGCUGGAUUAGACGCUGGAUCCCUAUUUUCCGGUACUUUACACAUGUAUAUUGGCUCCUACCAACGUGGUUAUGUUUCAUGUGGUAAUCACGAAUUUAAAGUUAACUCACUAAUUCAUCUAAAUCGAGCCCUAGAUGGUGAUCAAGUCAUCGUUCAACUCAUUGAUACUCCUACGGAUUUUGUUAAUACUGGUAAUAUGGAUAACGCUGUUGACGGCAUUAGUCCUAAUUCAAGGUUGGAUGGUGUUGUUUUGGAGGAACAAAUUGGGACUGAAAAUGAUGAUAGUAAUCUAAUAGACGGUUAUCUAGAGCCUGAACAGUAUAAAGUUAUAAAACGUUACUGUAAAAUAGUGUCAAUAGUAACUAGAAUGAGAAAGGAGUUUUGUGGAAGUUUACUUCCAGUUGAGGGAGAAGUUGGCGAUGGGUAUGUACAACGACUUUUUGUGCCAGUAGACGCUAGAAUUCCCUUCAUUUCCAUCGAAACUCGCCGUUCAAAGGAUCUUGAAAACAACAGAAUCGUGGUCGAGGUUGAUUCUUGGGACAGAUUCUCCAAACGCCCAAAUGGACACUGGACUGAGAUUCUAGGACCAAUUGACGAUAGAGACGUCGAAUCUAAUGUGAUUCUCAGGGAACAUCAAGUAAUAACAGAAGAUUUUUCACUUCAAAGUUACAAGGAUUUGGCCAUAGUUACAAGUUCGUUAGUUGAUACUAAUAAUACAGAAAAAGAUGAGGAUAGGAGCGAUAUAAGAAUAACUCCUGAAUUGCUAAAGGGCAGAAUAGAUUACCGUGAUGAGGUGGUUUUAAGUGUGGAUCCACCUGGUUGUAAGGAUAUCGAUGACGCCUUGGGUUGUAAGAGACUUUCAAACGGGAACUUUGAGGUCUCAGUUCAUAUCGCAGAUGUUACGCACUUCGUACAUGAAGGCUCAAACUUAGAUAAAGAAGCCUCGGAACGAUGUACUACUGUUUACCUAGUCGAUCGCAGAACUGAUAUGUUACCGAAACUCCUAACCACUAAUCUUUGUUCAUUAAUGAGUGGUGUUAAUAGGUUAACCUUUUCUGUAUAUUGGGAGAUGGACCCUAAUGGAGUGAUUCUGGGCACAAAAUUCUCAAAAUCGAUCAUCAAAAGCAAACGUUCACUUACUUAUCAACAGGCACAGGAAAUGAUCGAUUCUUCCUCCAAUGAUGAAGUGAGUGUUUCAUUGAGGAAUUUGAACAAUUUAUCUAAAAUCUUGAGGAAACAAAGAAUGGAUCGAGGCGCUGUGGAAUUAGAAUCCUCUGAAGUGAAAUUUGAGUUUGAUAUGAGUAAAGUAAUGAAUUUGGAGUCAUAUAAAACCUACGAAACAAACCAAAUGGUGGAAGAGUUUAUGUUACUUGCAAACAUAUCAGUGGCUACUAAAAUCUUUGAAAGGUUUCCUAAAUUCUCUUUAUUACGAAUUCACCCACCCCCAGUUGAAGAGAAACUCAACGAGCUUAAUCGCACUCUUCAACAGCAAAAUAUUAAUUCUUUCAAAUUUGGAAACUCUAAGCAGCUGAACGAGUCGUUGGAAGUAAUUAAAAGUCAAAAGAGUGACAAGUUUACAACAGCCACCAAAAUUUUAACCACUCGUACUAUGUCACAGGCCUUGUAUAAGAAUAGUAAUGACUUAAACGAAGACGAGUUUAAGCACUAUGGACUGUGUUGUGAGUACUACACCCAUUUCACAUCUCCCAUUCGGAGAUACGCCGAUGUUAUCGUCCAUAGGUUGCUGGCCUCAGCUCUUGAUCUGGCUCCAAUCAACCACAAUUUCAUCCAAUCAUUAAGUGGACAGUGUGAUUUACUGAAUAAAAGGCAUAGGAAUGCCCAAUGGUGUUCAAGAGAAUCUGAUAAAAUGUUCUCAUAUCUCUACUUCAAGCAAAUGGUUCAAAAUCCUCACGGUGAAGUCGAGUGUAAUGGGAUAGUUUUGGAUAUAAAUGAGGACAGAGUUGUGGUACUAACGUUGGAGUAUGGAAUAGAGGCUGUGGCUAAUGUGGAGUUCAAGUCCUUUGACAAAGUUAACAAGGUCCUCGUGGACCUCUCGGGUAAAUCAUUAAAGGUCUUCGAUCAAGUUAAAGUUAAGAUUUACACCUGCAAUAAACACUUCAGAAACUCCAUUAAAGCUAAUAUCCUUUAA